Messenger RNA from Penicillium canariense, 1893 nucleotides. RefSeq names its product fungal specific transcription factor domain-containing protein. The record is from RefSeq and is a predicted model, not a curated record. Bases 1 to 1893 code for a protein of 630 amino acids. Lineage: Eukaryota; Fungi; Ascomycota; Eurotiomycetes; Eurotiales; Aspergillaceae. Gene Ontology annotation, molecular function: zinc ion binding; DNA binding. Gene Ontology annotation, biological process: DNA-templated transcription. The transcript has 8 exons.
AUGUCGCAGCCAGGAGCACGACAGCUCUCCACACCCACUAGGCGGAGGGAUAGCGCCAAGGUAAUAUCUGCGAGGAUUCGAGAGCUAGAGGCCCGCUUGGCUUUGUAUGAAUCUCCAGCUUCACAGGGAGAGCCAGGAAGAUUCGAGAUUCGGCCAUCAUCCGCGAGGACUGUGGACCCUCAACAAGCUACUAGUACUCCAUUGUCAGAUGCAGAAUACUCGGCACAGCGUAUAAAUACCGAGCGCGACAUUGGCUCAAGCCAGGAUUUUGGAAACCGGGUACAGACGUUGUUUGAGCAGCGAUCAGUACAAUCGCCAGAAUUCCUCCGAACACCCCGCAAGUCGAUGCGAGAAAGCCUCUUUCCCGAGAAGAGACCAGCCAUCAAGGGAAAGCAGAUCUCGGCCACUGGUCACUAUUCUUUGCCAAAUCUUCCCCGCGAGCAAGAGGCCUAUCAACUGCUCGACAGCGUUUUGUUUUAUUUCGGCGAAAUGCAGUAUCUUUUUGAUGCCCGCGAUGUUUCUGAUCAGCUGGCUACUUUCUAUGCAAAUUUGCAAGAAAAUUUUCAAAAUCCUACCAUUGGAUUUCUGCAGGCUCUCGUCAUCUUCGCUCUCGGAAGGCUAGUUCGAGGUGAAUCGGAUGUACCGGACUCCUUCCCAGGCUAUGCCAUGUUCAAUUAUGCCCUCGAUCUCCUUCCAAAUCCAUCAGAGCUUCGCGCCCAUGGGGUUGCGGGUAUCGAGAUUUUGGUCAUCAUCACAUUCUACCUUCAAAACAUCGAUCGAAAGGAUGACUCAGCUUCUUAUAUCGGGCUUGCCAUUCGCUUAGCCAUGUUGCACAACCUGCAUCGAAAAGAGAGUUUGCAAUCCUUACGUCGAUCAGAAGCUACACAUGCGAGUCGACUUUGGUGGACAGUCCACAUGCAGGACAAACGCCGGUUCUUUUCACCACUGAUCUCCCCUGAAGUAAUAUACAGCAACGAGUCAUGCCCGAAAGACGAAUUUGUUGCGGGUGUCAAAGACAUCAUCUCGUCCCUUAAUCAACUUGCAAAGCAGAUUUCUCAAGGCCCCGGCUCUGGCAGUUCUCUGUUCAACCAGCAGUCAUCAAAGAAAGAUCUCCGAUUAAGCAUUUCCUUGUAUACUAUUCUUUAUCAGUCAAUAAUUCUUACUCUGCGACCAAUUGUCUUGCACUUGACAAAAUCAAUUCUCGGCGGUGAAACGACGUUUUCCGAAAGCGGUAGCGCCUUCCAGCAGUUGACGUGUACAUGCAUUGAGGCUGCUCGCAGAUCAUUGGAACUCAUGAUAGUGGCACAGAAGGAAGAUAUGAUAGCAAAAUUUGGCUUUUUUGAUCUCGACACAAUUUUCUCUGCUGGAUUCAUUAUGCUCCUAGCUGCAAUCAUCGAAUCGACAAACAACACCGAAGGUCGACAACUUGCAUUUUUGAAACCAAGUCCUGGUAUUUCGGAAUCGCUGAAGCUUCUCGACUUCCUGGCUGGGUACCACAAUCAGGCUGCUAAGGCUCGCCGAGACCAAAUCCAGCGACUAUACGAGCAUAUCCCGGCGUUACUCGAAAGCCUACGUGCGGGAAGAACAAGCGGCGACAGGAAUAUACCCUCGCCCCUGGGAUCCUGUAAUGGUCAAUCUGCACCGACACCUCGUUCCACAGGCGGCAGUGAGCUUAACCAAUCUCAGCCUCCUCACAGCAAUCUCUGGGACUUUGAUAGUGGUGGAAAUUUACUAGAUGGAUACGCAUCGGGGUCCUUGCCAAUGCAGUUUCCGACCGAUCCUCAUACGAUGUACUCACUAUAUCCGGGAGAUGAUUUUGUUCUGACAGGGGGUGAUUUGGCCGAUUUUGAGGAGCUCCAACGUCAUUUGCUUGGGCCUGAUAGUGUUAUUUGA